AAUGGAAACAUAUAUGAAGAUACUAUAGUCUCAGAAAGGCAUUGGGGUAAUGUUAACUCAAGGCAGUUAGCAGAAGCCAAUCUUAGAAGGGAACAAAGAGGAAAUGAUGCAUUUAUGGGAAAAGAUCUUGAUCAAUAUGAUAUGGCAAAUUUAGCACAACGAAAUUUGGGUACUGGGAAGCCAAAUGAUAUGAUCGACUUGUUUCAGAGAGGAGGUGCAGAUGCAGCAAGUAUGUGGGGUGCCACCGGCAACAGAGCCAUAGGUUUUGGUGAACAAAACUGGGAUUCAUAUUAUAAGAGCAGUUAUGGAAAUUCCCCUCAAUCGGCUCACAAUGCACCGGGUGCCCAGAGGGCAAAUGCUUUAGAUAACAGAAUGUUAAGAUAUGGUGAUAGCAGUUUGCAAAAUAGUAUGAUGGGAAGUAUGCCAUCGUCCUUGGGUAAUGUUUCGAAUGAUAGUGUUUUUGGCAGUAGAGCAUCUAUGGGAGGUAACCAAGCUGAUGGUGCUGUUGGUGGUAGAUUACCUGGAAGUGCUAACCUGAAUGAAAGUGUUUUUGGAUCCAAAGGAGCUGCAGGAGGUAGUCAAGGUGAUCAAUUGACAGAAGAUAAAUAUGCUGUUUUUGAUAGUUUAUAUGAGGAGUAUUUAGGAAGUGCAAAAGGUGCAGCUGGAUUGGCAGGUGUAGGUGCAACCGGAGGUGCUGGGGUAGGUGCAACAGGAGGUGCAGCUUCACCAACAGGUGUAGGAGCAACAGGUGGUGCUGGAUUGGGAGCUGGAUUGGGUGCUGGAUUGGGAGCUGGAUUGGGAGCUGGACUGGGAGCUGGGUUAGGUGGUGGAUUAGGUGCAGGAUUAGGUGGAGGUUUAGGUGCAGGAUUAGGUGGAGGAUUAGGCGCAGGAUUGGGUGCAGGAUUAGGUGCCGGAUUAGGCGCAGGAUUGGGUGCAGGUUUAGGCUCUAGAAGUGAUAACAUCUUCAACAAGGCCUCUGAUCCAUAUAGACCAUUCGAAUCUGUUACUCCAUCUGAUGGCAUGUGGUCUGGAUUUCAAAGUCAAUAUGAUCUCUUCCCCGAGGCUAAAUUGAGUGCGGCAGUUAGUACAAAUGAUAUAUAUCCAGGAGAUAUCUGGGCUGAAUAUAAACAGCAACUUGAAAAUUACUCAGACGCAAAAGACGAAUUAGAAAAAAUUAAAAAAGAAAAGCAUUCUGACAGAUUAAGUAGCAGCCAUCACCACAAAAGAUCGUCAUCUGAGAGAACUUCAAGUGGUUCUAGAUCCAAAUCAUCAUCAGAUAAUAGAUUAGUUAAAUAUAGCGGAAGGAAAGGAACCUCAAGCGAAGAAUAUGAGAGACGUCGUAAAGAAUCCAAAAGUCAAGAACACGCCUCUUCAAAACAUAUCAAAGAAAUGAUUGACAAAUUAGGAAGUACAGUAAAUAUGAGAGACAUGUUCUACAUAUUUAACUGUUUGAUUAACCACGAAAGAAGAAAGUACGUUGAUAUGGAAGAAGGUACUAUGUUGUUCUGGGAUAAAACGGCAAAAUCUUAUGGUCUCCCAGAUUACUAUAAAACUAGACAAUGGAUGAAAGCUUUCGACGGUAUGACGAAAGAGUUGUUUUAUAAUGAAAAGAAAUUAUUCGAUAGACUAUACCACUUACUUCAACAUGGAUCAUGCUCACGAAGUGGAUAUAUUCAAUUUAUUAAGGAAGUUAAGUAUACAUGCAGUAGAAUGAGAAAAGAAAUGGAAGACCAAUGGAAAGAAUAUUUAAGCACCAAAGUUAGAGGAUUCUGGUAAUAAUCCAAAUUUCAGCUGUUAUAAGUAAAUUGUAAAUAUAUAUCUAUCCUGAUUUAUGAGUAAAGCGACAUAUAUAAAUAUGUAUGUAUAUAUAUAUUAUUUAAUGGAAUCUAAGUUCAUUACAUUUUACCAUUUUGUGCAGAGUUAAAAAUCUAUGAAUAAUUAUGUUUAUAUAAUAUUGUAGUAAUAUUGGUCUGCUUAAUAUGUAGACCAUAUUAUACUUUGCUGAUUAAAAUUCGAGAGAAUAAAUAAUUUUUUUAAAAAAAAUUAUUUAGUUGUGUAAGUUGUAAGUAUUUUUAUCGAUUGUUCAUGUUUAAGA
This is a messenger RNA of Plasmodium vivax (malaria parasite P. vivax), 2095 nucleotides long. RefSeq names its product Phist protein (Pf-fam-b). Lineage: Eukaryota; Apicomplexa; Aconoidasida; Haemosporida; Plasmodiidae. The transcript has 2 exons. The record is from RefSeq and is a predicted model, not a curated record. Bases 115 to 1776 code for a protein of 553 amino acids.